AUGAUUAUAAGAUAUAAAAUAAUAAUUCUAAAAAUUUUUCUUUUCGUAUAUGUUAAUUUUUACAUUGAAGGUUUGCAUUACUAUAAUUCACAUAAUAAAAAUAAUGAAAACAUAAACAAAUUAAUAUUUAGAUUUAAAAAAUAUAGAACCUUUAUAAAAAAUACGGUAAAUGAAAAAAAUAAGAACAAUUUUUAUGUUCCAUUAAAAAUUUUAAACGCACGAAAAAUAAAAAGAAUUGAUGAUACUUAUAAAAUAAAAGGCUAUGCUUACUUGAAUUCUUUACUUCAAAAAAAAGUAUUUUUCUUCUUUUUAAAAAAAAGUAGUUAUGAAAGGAAUAGUUAUUUAUCAAAAAAAAAAAAUAUAUAUAAAAAGAAAUUUAGUUUACAUGAAAAUGAAAAUAAAAAUAAUAAUUUAACAGAAGAAAAGAAAAGUAAAUUAAUUAAAAAUAUACAAAACAAUUACUUAGCAAUUGAUUUUAUUGAUGAAAAUAAUGAAACCAGUGAUAUAUUAUUAAAAAUACACAUAAAAGGUAAAUUAAGAGAAUACUAUUAUGAUUUGUGCGUAAAAAAAUAUAAAGAACUUAAAUUAAAAGAAAACAAAUAUGAAUAUUCAUAUUUAAAUGAUGUACCAAUCAACAAUUUAAUUAAUUAUAUAGAUAAAAAUGAUUACUUUAAUAUAUUUUUAAAAUAUGUUAACGAAGAUAUUAUAAAAGUUUAUAAAAUUAUAAAAAAUUUACAUUUAAUAGGAUCACCAAGAUUAUUAAAUAAAAUUGAUCACAUUCAUAUAAGUAAAUUUGAUGAUAUAAUUUUAAAGUUUUCAAUUGAUAAAUAUCCAAUUAUCAAAUUUAAUAAAUCAUAUAUCAAUUUAGAUUUAAAUGUUAAAAUACCUCCAUAUGAAAAAGGUUCCGCAUUUAAAGAAUUUCUAAAAAUUCUUAAAAGUGAAAAUGAAAUUACAAUAAAUUCCGAUGAAAAACAUAAAGUUGAAUGGAAUAAUGAAGUUUGUAUAAAUGUUUUAAGAGGAUGGGUUUAUAAUUUUAAUAAUAUUUAUUAUGAUGAAUUCUGUAAAAUUGAUUCAAAUAACUAUAAAAAGAGUGAGAUCUUAAAUGAUGAAAAAAAAAUAAUAGAAGAGGAAACUCUUAAUAAAGAAAAAAAUGCAUUGGAAAAUAAUAGAAUUAAAGACUUAAUAGAUAUAGAUAAAGACGAAGAAAGCUUCAUUAACAAUUCAGAUAAUUAUAAUGAAGAAAAUUCAAAAAGCGAAAAUGAUGAAAACUUAUUUAAUGAGACAGAUACUGAUAAGAGCGAUUAUGAAUUCUUAAAAAAUGUAGAAUAUACUAAUUAUUUUAAACAAGGUUAUCAAUUGCCUAAUAAUAUUAUUUCAAUGAACAAUUCUACUAUAUCAAUAAAAGAAAAUUAUAAUCCUUUAGGUUUCAAUGAAUCUUUAAUCGGGAUGAGCAAAAAUGAAAAAAAAAAUAUAACUGUACAUAUACCAGUUUAUUUAUUCAAAGAUUAUUUUCAAAAUAAUCAAUUUCAUUAUGAUAAAAAUAAAGAUGAUAUUGUUAAUCUAAAAGAAAUCAAUAAAGAAAGCAUAAAUAAAUUUAGAGAAAUAAUCUAUAAAGAAAUUAAAAAAAUGAAAUAUAAUAGUGUUUUUCGAAAAAUAGAAGAUGUUUUAAAAAAAAAUGAAAAUAAAUUUUUUGAUAGUAAUACUCUAGAAAAAUCCUUCAAACAAUAUAAUGAAUAUGGUGAAGAGAAAAAAAAACAUGAAGAGAAAGAUAAUACAAAUAGUAAAACAGAAGAAGAAUUCUAUUAUGAAAAUAAUGAAGAGGAUAUUGAUUCUAUUCUAAAUGAUGAUCAUGUUACAUAUGAAGAAGAUAAAAAUGAAGAAAAGAAAGAAAAUAACAAAAAUGAAAAAAAUCAGACAAAUGAAAAAAGAGAAAAAAAUGAAGAAGUAAGUUUUAAUAAAAAAUUUGAUAAGUAUUUAGAAGAAUUAUUAAAAGACGACAUUAAUUCGCUUGAUAAUAAAUUAUAUAAUAGAGAAAAUGAUAAAAUAAAAGAAAUUUUUCAAAAUCUUUGUGAUUUAAGUGAAAAUGAUAAAGAAGAAAAUGUUGAUGAAAAUUUAAAUGAUUAUAUAUUAGGAGAAAGUGAUUUAAUUAAAUGCGUUUUAGAAGUAGAAGUGUUAGAUAUUAAAAUAAGAAAAGAACGAAAUGAAAAUAUAAAUGACUAUAUUUUAAAAAAAUAUAAUAAAACAAUAGAUGAAAUAUAUAAAGAUAUAGAAGAAAGAGCUAUAAAGGAUAUACAAAAUAAAUGUGUUCAACAAAAAAGAAUGGAAACAUAUAAAAAAUUAAUGGAGAUAACUUCUUUAAAUGUUCCCAUAACUUUAUUUCGAGCACAGGGUAAAAGAUUGUAUAAUAAUUAUCUGAAAAACAUGCAAAUGAAAAAAAUUGAAAAUGAAAAAACAGAUAACAUUUUGAAUUUUGAAGACUAUUUAAAAAAAUCACAAAAAGAUAUUUAUGAUCAAAUUAAAUUUUCAUUUAUAGUUAAAUCAAUAUUUCAAAAUUCUAAUUUAAAACUUAAUUAUGAAGAAAUAAUAAAAGAUGUCAUAAAGACUUUAAUUAAAACACCAACAAACAAUGUAAAAAAUUUAAUAAAAAGAAUUUAUACUAUACAUCAAGCACAAAGUGUUCUGGAUUUUGUUUCUUUCAAUUCUAAUAUUUCAUAUGAUACAGAUAAUUCGUCCAUUCAUUUUUCCGUUAAUUUAAAAAAAGGGUCACAUUAUACAAAAGAAGAAUUUUUAAAUGAAGAUUCAGGUAAAUCAAAUAAACCAGAAAUACUUGAUGAUUUAAAUUUAUUAAAAGAUAAGGACGAAAAAAUAAAUGAAUUAAAUAAUGAAAAAACUAAAGAAAAAGUCUUUCAUUUUGAUGACGAAUCUCAUUAUGUAGUAGAAAAAAAAAAGGAAAAUAAUGAAAGUAUAGAAUUAAAAUAUUAUACAUUCAAAAAAGGUGCCAACUAUACCAAAUAUUUUCAUGAAAAAUAUAAUAAAAAUAAAUAA
Messenger RNA from Plasmodium relictum, 3045 nucleotides. Its product is annotated as conserved Plasmodium protein, unknown function. Gene Ontology annotation, molecular function: peptidyl-prolyl cis-trans isomerase activity; ribosome binding; protein folding chaperone. NCBI's taxonomy places the organism in Eukaryota, Apicomplexa, Aconoidasida, Haemosporida, Plasmodiidae. The coding region runs from base 1 to 3045 and encodes 1014 amino acids. The transcript has a single exon. Gene Ontology annotation, biological process: protein unfolding; protein transport; 'de novo' cotranslational protein folding. The record is from RefSeq and is a predicted model, not a curated record.